Rhipicephalus microplus (southern cattle tick) is the source of this 1410-nucleotide messenger RNA. RefSeq names its product Diphthamide biosynthesis 3 (gene Dph3). Gene Ontology annotation, biological process: protein histidyl modification to diphthamide. The record is from RefSeq and is a predicted model, not a curated record. Lineage: Eukaryota; Metazoa; Arthropoda; Arachnida; Ixodida; Ixodidae. Gene Ontology annotation, molecular function: metal ion binding.
GCGCUUAUUGUAUAAUGCGGAUUCUUAGUUGCUCGUGUCAGCUGCUUGAAAUACUUGAAUGCGCAGAGUGUACUACUAACUUCGUGUAAUAUAUUUGAUAGCCAGCUGGCGUAGCGCACAUGUACCGCCGCUUGGGUGGUCAUACGUAGCUGCGCUUGGAAUUCUGACGUAUUUUUGGAAUCCGAGUCACCGCUUGCCGGCCUCACGGUAGCGAGCGUGCUCAAGUGUGCGUGAAACCUUGCCAUGUCUGUGUACCACGACGAAGUUGAGAUUGAAGACUUCGAGUACGACGAAGAGCUCGAGACGUACUUCUACCCGUGCCCAUGUGGAGACAGGUUUGAGAUCACUAAGGAGGACCUGCUGAAUGGUGAAGAGGUGGCCACAUGUCCCAGCUGCUCCCUCCUAGUGAAAGUGAUAUACAAUCAGGAGGACUUUGUUCGAGAGAAAGAUGCACUAGUCAAAGAAGAACCAGCCAAGCUUCAAGCAACCAAUUAAGGAGAUGCUUUGAAAGCUAUCGCCACAGCUGGUGGCUUAAAUUCAAGAAUUCGUUGUUUAGCUGUUGUGACAAGUCUUCCAAAUGGAGGGCUUGUUCAAAGUAUAGACAUGAAACUUGGGUGAUUCAUUGUCAUUUUAUUUAUUUCAUUCACAAUUACAAAUAUAAAAGAAGAUAAAAUGUGUGGCCUCAUUGAACUCUCCGAGAAGCACUAAAUUUACAUUAGAAAAAGAGUGGCGAUGGUGGUUAGUAAGAUAAAAGCUAACUCCUUGGUCACACCUCUACGUUUUCUGCCCAGCCAAUAUUCUAUGCAUAGAUGAUAUUUGCUUAAAAAUUUCGUUAGAUGCUUAGAUUUGUAGUGGUGCCGCUGUCUUUAGUGCCUGGGAUGGUAAAACUGCGAAUCUAUGUGCCAUUCUCAAAGAACGCCACUGAACACAUUCGGCACCCAUACGAAACAAUUGUUUAGAUGUCACUUUCACCUCAAUGCCCAAGGUGCUUAUCAUGUCUUGGCACUGCUGAGAAGGCUCCCCUAGUGUGUGUUAUAUUUUCUUGAAAGAAGAAAGUAGAGUAUGGUGAAAAAUGUAAUGCUUUUACGGCGCUACCACAGAUGCACAUAUUAGAAGAUUUUGCUUUUCCAGUCUACCACCUUGUAAAGGCUCAUUGCAAGGCAUAAAUGUAUAAUGCACAUCCCAAUGUAAUUACAGUGCAACUUUCUCCUAUAAAAGUUUCAAUAAUACUUCAUGUAUUCUGCACAUUGUCAUUUUUAAUAAUUUCUGCUCCUUCUGUAAGAAAAGCGCUGUUACUCAAUGCAUCUCUGCCUUUCCCCUCCAUAUGUGACUUAAGGGACUGCCUCUUGUGGCAUCUGAAUAAUUUUUGGACGUUUCUUUUGCUACUAAGAAAUAAAACAUGAAACCACA